This is a messenger RNA of Drosophila bipectinata, 1408 nucleotides long. Its product is annotated as nucleoside diphosphate-linked moiety X motif 6. Gene Ontology annotation, molecular function: NADH pyrophosphatase activity; ADP-ribose diphosphatase activity; NAD binding. The record is from RefSeq and is a predicted model, not a curated record. NCBI's taxonomy places the organism in Eukaryota, Metazoa, Arthropoda, Insecta, Diptera, Drosophilidae.
UGGUGGCCUACCAUCUCUAGAACUUAACGUGCCAAACGACAAAUUGAAAGCGCGCGCUGUUUACUUCCACUCGUAUAUGCCAAAGUCCAUGGUCGGUGUUCUAUUUAGCUGUUCCGCAAUAAACUGAUUGAUCCGGUUCACCACUCAAUGCAUUAACCUACAUGCUGGGGGAUUGGUUACGACGCCUCGAACUCUGGAAACACUGAGCUGCAUCCUCCCUACACCCCGCUGCUGCACUCCGUCCUGUUCCUGUUCCUAUUCCAAUAGAAUCCACUCUGUCAACGUGAUUGGCCUUCGUCGUUAUAUUGCGCAAUUAUUUAAUGUUGGCUACGAGUCUCCUGGGUCGCAGAAACUGUCUAAACCUGUCGACGUUCUAUUUAUGGAGGACGCUUAUCCGGACCACUAGACCCCGCUCCACAACAGCGGCGCUGAGAAUCCAAGCCAAGAAUUCAUACCCUCCACAGCUCCCAAAGCCAAUCCAACGCCAAUACUCAACUAACACAAAUAAGGGCAUGGAGUCUCCACCUGGUGUUUUUCGUGGUAUAAUCGACCGUUUCGCCGGUGUCACAGUCGACGGUCGUGAGGAGCAUGUGGAUGUCUCGGGCUUUCGGGAGAAAUUAAACAAAUCCCUUGACUUUUGGAGGACAAACAAGAACCGAGCGAUAUGGUUCCGUGUAUACAAGGAGCAGGCCGAUUGGGUGCCGGUACUGGCCGAGAACGGGUUCGAUUUCCACCAUGCUCGUACCGGAGUGGUGGUCAUGUACCAGUGGCUGCCCAAGGACGAGUCCAGCAACCUGCCAAACUAUGCGCACACGCUGAUGGGCGUCGGUGGGCUGGUGAUCAACGACAAGGACGAGGUCCUGGUGGUGACCGACAGGUUCGCAAUGAUUCCGAACAGCUGGAAGCUGCCCGGUGGCUAUGUGGAGCCGCGUGAGGACUUUGUUGACGCCGCCAUUCGCGAGGUGGCCGAGGAAACGGGCAUUCAGUCAGAGUUCAGAUCGUUGGUCUCCAUGCGCCACUCACACUACGGAAAUUUCGGCUGCUCCGAUGUGUACAUCGUGGUGGCCCUGAAGCCACUCAACCUGGAAUUUAAGCGAUGCGAACGCGAGAUCGCCCGGGUGCAAUGGAUGCCGAUUGAGGAGUACCUGAAUCAUCCCCAGGUGCACGAGACGAAUCGUCAGUUCUUGAGCACAUAUCUGGACUACAAGAAGCGCGGCCUGACCAUAACCGUGCGCGAUGAGGUGCAUCAGGUGCUGAAGAAGAAGUACAAUUUGUAUUUUGUGGAGCGGGCGCAGUCGGAGAGCUCUUGAACGGAUCCAUAGCCAAAUCCUAGUGCAAUUUCUAUAAUAGUUUUGUUUUUAUCCAGCAACUGCACAAUUCUGUCAAAUAAAAUUUAUUUUUGUAGGUC